Molecule: messenger RNA, 1667 nt
Organism: Uloborus diversus
Lineage: Eukaryota; Metazoa; Arthropoda; Arachnida; Araneae; Uloboridae
Product: U2 small nuclear ribonucleoprotein auxiliary factor 35 kDa subunit-related protein 1-like
Exons: 11
Coding region: 103-1563 (486 amino acids)
Biological process (GO): mRNA splicing, via spliceosome
Cellular component (GO): spliceosomal complex; U2AF complex
Molecular function (GO): pre-mRNA 3'-splice site binding; metal ion binding
Source: RefSeq, a predicted model, not a curated record
UUCGAAGUAUACUUUAAAAAGUAGUUGAAAGAAUAUUAAUUAAGCAAAAUGAAACAUUAAAUAUUCAAUUAAACGACUGCAGUCAAAUGAUAUUGGCAUACAAUGUCUUCUGUUGUGACCAAAGUGUGUAAACUCAGCCACAAGCAGUUUCGCGCUAUGUUAAAAAAAUUUCGAAGGAAGAAAAAGAGGCAGCAGUUAGCCAAGGACAGAGAACAGCAAGAACUUUUAGAGCAACAGAAACGAGAAAAUUCUCCUAAUUUUAAAGCCAAAGAAGAAGAACGACUUCGAAAUGAAGAAUUAUAUGAGCAAUUUCAGGAAAGAGAAAGGGCUAGACAAAAUAAAUUGUGGCUUCUUAGAGAAGAACAAGCUCAAGUUGAGUUUAAGAAGAAACAAGAAAGAUUGGAAUUGGAAAAGAUUCGAAAGGAAGAAGAAAGAAAAAGAAUAUUGGCUGAAUUUGAAAAACAACAGUUUGUAGAAGCUCAAGAGGUUGAACAGAAAGAAAAGAUUAAAACACAAAAGGAGGAAGCUCUUCAAGAAGCUCUCACAAAAUUGUCUCAGGAAGAUGAGCCUUGGCAUAACCCUAUUGCUCCUGAAAGUUACAAUAGUGGUAAAGAAAAGGAGAAAUGUCAGUUUUUUAUGAAGACUGGUGCAUGCAGAUUUGGAGAAAGGUGUUCUAGGGGACAUUCUUAUCCUGUCAUAAGUUCUACUAUAUUAAUUCGAGGAAUGUACACCCACCUUAGCAUAGGUCAAAACAGCAGGGAUGAUUAUGAUACUGAUGGAGCAUUGGAAUAUGAAGAUAAAGAAAGAUAUCAGGAUUUCUUAACUUUUUAUGAUGAUGUACUGCCCGAGUUUAAAAAAUAUGGGAAAGUUCUUCAGUUUAAAGUUUGCAAUAACCAUGAGCCUCAUUUGCGUGGAAAUGUUUACGUACAAUAUCCUAGUGAAAAGGAAGCUGUUGAAGCAUAUAAAGGUUUUAAUGGUCGAUUUUAUGCUGGGAAACAACUUACUUGUGAGUUUACUCAUGUGGUCAAAUGGCGGUCUGCGAUAUGUGGUUUAUUUGCUCGUAACAAAUGUCCAAAAGGUAUUGAAUGCAAUUUUUUGCACUGUUUUAAAAACCCUGGGAAAGAAUUCUUCAUGGCAGACAAAGAUUUACUUCCUCUAGAAACAUUUAGAAAUUCUCAACGAAAUGAUGAUGAUAGACAGAGGCGUGAAAGCAGUCGUAGAUCAUCCAGUCAUUAUGAUUAUGGGUAUAAUGAUGAUUACCCUGAUGGACGAAAUUCUAGAAGAGAUUCAACUAGAAGUUCGUAUCGAGACAGAAGAGAUAGUUCUGAAGAAAGAGGAAGUCACAGAUCAUCUCAUUAUAGAACACCCAGAGACAGAUAUGAUAGCCAUAGUUCUCACAGGUAUAGAAGACACAAGUCGAGAUCUAGAUCUGUUUCUCCUUAUACGUCUGAUGAGGAGAAUGAAAGGUCAAAUAGCUCCAGUAAAAGAAAACAUAAAAAGAAACAUUCUAAAAAAUCAAAACGGAAGAGAAGUUCUAGUGAAAGAAGUUCUAGUGAAGAUUGAAUCUAGUUUUUACAAGUUGUGAGCUUUCUUAUGUCAAAAAUGAGAAACUCAAGCCAUAAUUGUACAUUUUUUGCUGUAUAUUUUAUCUCUAUUGAUUGUUAUUA